Notothenia coriiceps (black rockcod) is the source of this 2516-nucleotide messenger RNA. Its product is annotated as tumor necrosis factor alpha-induced protein 2-like. The record is from RefSeq and is a predicted model, not a curated record. Gene Ontology annotation, biological process: exocyst localization; exocytosis. The annotation marks the transcript as partial. Gene Ontology annotation, cellular component: exocyst. The transcript is spliced from 6 exons. Gene Ontology annotation, molecular function: SNARE binding. Lineage: Eukaryota; Metazoa; Chordata; Actinopteri; Perciformes; Nototheniidae.
UGCUGGAGAUCCUGCAGCUGGUGAAGCGGCGCGACCUCCUAUUGGCCGACAGUCACAUCCUGGAGCUGGAGCUGGAGGUCAGCGGGGGGGCGGAGGCGGAGGACGGCGGGCGGAGGAAGGCCAAAGACGUGGAGCUGCUUUACGAAGAGCUGCAGAAAGAGCUGUGGGCCGUGGUGAGGGAGUCGCUGCGCUGCCCCACCGCGGGGCCCAACCUGGGGCUCGUGGUGCAGGUGCUGCAGCAGGAGGAGCAGGUGGACCAGGACUCGCUCCCCGGGGGUCCGAGGCCUCGGGGUCUGAAGCAGCGUUGGGAGGAGGCCGUGAACCAGGCGGCCGACGCCUCGCUGCCCCAGAAACAAGAGUUCACAGCCGGGGAGCUGGGGGCGUUCCUGGACCGGAUCAGAGCCCGAGUGGUGGAGGACCUGGGGGCCGCCAAGAGGAACGUGGUGUCCAUCUACCCCGAGGACUACCAGCCCUUCAUGGUGUACGUGCAGAGUUACCACCAGGCGGUUGCUAGGCGACUGGAGUCCAUCACGGACAACCAGCUGGAGAUCAGCGACGUCUACUCUCUGCUGGACUGGCUGCACAACAUGUACAACAGGGACGUUCUGGGGACCGUGUGCAUUACGAGUCCCUUCAGUCGGUCCCAGCUCAGCCCUCUGCUGCCGACAGAGACCGUGGACCGGCUGGAGCUCGACUGCCUCAACUCUGUCAGGGUGAGACACACAAACAAUGAGUCUCCGUCCUGCUGGUUGGACGGAGCCAUCGCUCACCUCUCAGAGAUCAUCCAGCUGGAGGACGUGCCCUCGAUCCAGAUGGAGGUCGGGGUCCUGGUGCGGGAGUUUCCAGACGUCAGGAAGAAGCAUGUGUCGGCCAUCUUGAACAUCCGGGGCCUGACGCGUCAGUCGGAGCGCCAGGAGAUCCUGAACAUCGUGAAGGACCUGGAGAGCAGCGAGGCGGCGGGCGGUUCGAUACUGACGCGUGAGCGCCUGCUGUUCCACGAGGUGCCGGUCACCUCCGAGGUGCCCUGCCUGAACCUGGGUCUGAGCCGGGUCGCCCUCAGCGCCUCGGCCUGCUUCACCGCUCUGAGGCCGAGGCAGAGGAGAGGCAGGAAGACCAGCCAGGAGACCACAGAGGACGGACUCUGAGAAGAGACCAGGAGGGAAGACCAGGAGGAAAGACCAGGAGCAAAGACCAGGAGGACACAGAGGACGGACUCUGAGAAGAGACCAGGAGGAAAGACCAGGAGGAAAGACCAGGAGGACACAGAGGACGGACUCUGAGAAAGACCAGGAGGACACAGAGGACGGACUCUGAGAAGAGACCAGGAGGAAAGACCAGGAGGACACAGAGGACGGACUCUGAGAAGAGACCAGGAGGAAAGACCAGGAGGAAAGACCAGGAGGACACAGAGGACGGACUCUGAGAGAAGACCAGGAGGACACAGAGGACGGACUCUGAAAUUGAAAACGUUGAAUACAUUUCUGACCUUUUUAGGAUCAUAAACGGCAGUUUGGAGUCCGGAAAACUGCCCAAAUUCAUCAAAUCGGUCCACAGAGAGCACAAACGCAUAUGAAGACAAUAGCGUCUAAAGGACUUGGGCCAUUUUUUGACAGUUUUGAAGUGUUUUUUUUUUGUUGUAGUAAUAGUUUUUAUGUUGAAUCAAUUACAUUUUUAGGAUCAUUUAUGGCAGUUUUGAGUCCCCCGAAAACGUUUAAAUCCACCCAAAAUUAGAAGACAAAGAUUUAGUCUAAACCCCGACGACGCCCUCUGAAACUCAGGGCAGUUUUGAGUGCCAUACUUUUAAUAUGACCCAAAAUGCAUCAAACCAGCCCACAGAGAGCACAGAAAUGUCCACUUUCUGGUUAAAACUGCUAUUUUUGGUCCUGAAAAUGUCAGAAAUGGAUUCAGCCAACCUCCAGAACCCAGACGACGUCCUCUGAAACUCAGGGAGAAAAGAUGAAGAUUAAAGCCAGCAUAGAAACUGCUGGAUACUAACCUGCAGAUAAGAUAAGAAGUACUUUAUUGAUCCCAAUUUGGGAAAUGUUUGUAUGUUGGGACAUGUACACAGUUAGUAGAAACAUAAGUUGAGUUAAUUAGCAUUUAAAGACAACCGCUUCUAAAUGGCUUGGCCGAUUUGGACAUUUGCCCUCCCUGAACCUGGGUCUGAGCCGGGUCGCCCACAGCGCCAGACCAGGAGGAGGACCAGGGGGAACAGCAGGGAGAACCAGGAGAACCAGGAGGAGGUGCUCUGAGGACCAGAACCAGGAGGAGGUGCUCUGAGACUCAGGGAGAAAAGACCAGGGUUGAGAUUAACGCCAGGAGAGUGAACCAGGUUUUUUUUUCGGAUCAAAAUGGCCGUUUUGAGCCAAAUAGAAAAGUCAGAAAAAGUUAUUGCGACAAUAUUAGAAUAGCUCUGAUCAACCAACCAGAGGACGUCCUCUGAAAUUGAGAACGUUGAAUACAUUUUUGACAAAUGUGACAGUCCCCAACGAUGUUUAAAUCAACCCAAAAUGAAU